GCGCAAAGGUCACUUCCUGUACCCUACACAUGGGCGAAGGUUUCAUCACAAUUUUGCGAUCAAGCUGAUGCAAAUAACUGUAAAACAUUCGAUUGCCUAACAGAGUGCAAGAUGGCACAGCGGUUGUUUAGUUAUAUUGGAAAACUCGGACUUGGUCUGGCAGUUGCUGGUGGAGUUGUUCAAACAGCACUUUUCAACGUUGACGGUGGACACAGAGCAGUUAUAUUUGAUCGUUUCCAAGGAGUGAGAGAAUAUGUUGUAGGAGAGGGAACUCACUUUCUUAUUCCAUGGGUACAGAAACCAAUAAUCUUUGAUGUUCGAUCCAGACCCCGCAAUAUUCCUGUUGUCACAGGAAGCAAAGACUUGCAGAAUGUCAACAUCACUUUGAGAAUCCUGUUCCGCCCCAAGGUAGAUCAGCUGCCAAAGCUGUUCUCUAACAUCGGUGUUGAUUAUGAUGAGAGAGUCCUCCCUUCCAUCACUAAUGAAGUGUUGAAAGCUGUUGUAGCCCAAUUUGAUGCCAGUGAGAUGAUCACACAGAGAGAGCUGGUAUCACAGAGAGUCAGCGAGGAACUCACGGAUCGAGCACUUCAGUUUGGGAUGAUACUUGAUGACAUCUCCUUGACACAUUUAACAUUUGGCAAAGAGUUCACAGAAGCUGUUGAGAUGAAGCAGGUUGCCCAGCAGGAUGCUGAGAGGGCUAGAUAUAUUGUAGAGAAGGCUGAGCAACAGAAAAAAGCUGCCAUCAUUUCUGCCGAGGGCGAUUCCAGUGCUGCUAAUCUCCUGGCCAAGGCAUUUGGUGAGGCGGGAGAGGGUCUGGUGGAACUGAGGAAGAUAGAAGCUGCAGAAGACAUCGCCUACCAGCUGUCCCGGACUAGGAACGUCAUCUACCUCCCCAAAGGGCAGCAGACACUCCUGGCUCUGCCUCAGUAAAUGUUGUGACAGACAGAGACUGUGUAUGACCAGAAACGGACGCUGAUGUCAACUUUUUGUGUUACCCAGAAUUCUUCAGGAUUCAAGGGACACCAGGAACAUUUUUGAAAAUAUUUGAUCAUAUUGCCAUCAUGAUGUAGAUUCAUAUUAGAAGAGCUUGUCCUCAUGAAGAAUGUGUUCUAUCACAAAAUCAAGUCAUUUUCUUAGAUGAUUACAUGUCCCGUUCUAUUCCUUGUUUUGUAAUAAUGCAGAAAAAAUUGUUAGUAGGAAUACUGGUGAUAUAGAUCAUAUAUUCAAGAUCUGUUUGUAUGUAUUGACAACCUCAGUGUAAGUGAUAGAUACAGUCUUGGGCCUGUAGACUUGAGGUUGAUAAACAUUCUGUAGACAGUGCUGAAUGCAGUGUGCGUGUGCUAUGAAUAAUACAAUAACAUUAUACAUACUUGGAAAUAAAUAUAUGUAUGUU
Haliotis rubra (blacklip abalone) is the source of this 1393-nucleotide messenger RNA. Its product is annotated as prohibitin-like. The transcript is spliced from 6 exons. Gene Ontology annotation, cellular component: mitochondrion; membrane. Bases 112 to 930 code for a protein of 272 amino acids. Gene Ontology annotation, biological process: mitochondrion organization. The record is from RefSeq and is a predicted model, not a curated record. Lineage: Eukaryota; Metazoa; Mollusca; Gastropoda; Lepetellida; Haliotidae.